Molecule: messenger RNA, 1213 nt
Organism: Galendromus occidentalis (western predatory mite)
Lineage: Eukaryota; Metazoa; Arthropoda; Arachnida; Mesostigmata; Phytoseiidae
Product: glutamine synthetase
Exons: 4
Coding region: 20-1093 (357 amino acids)
Cellular component (GO): cytoplasm
Molecular function (GO): glutamine synthetase activity
Source: RefSeq, a predicted model, not a curated record
GAACUUUUGUUCGGCAGCCAUGGAUCACUUGAGGCUCCAACAGGCUUUCGACCGCUAUCUGGACUUGGCCCCGGACGGCAAGAAAACAGUUGCCACCUACAUCUUCGUGGAUCUGAUGAACAAUGUGUGUGCGAAGGCCAGGACGCUGGAUUUCGAACCGAAAUCUCUUGAAGAGUACCCUUUGUGGACUUUCGGUGUCGGCGAUGAUUUGGAGAACAGUGACGCAACGCUCACUCCUGUCGCAGUCUUCAAGGACCCAUUCCUGAGAGGUCGGAGCAAGCUAGUGGUGUGCGAUACUUCCCGGAACGGCAAACCGUUCGGACCGAAUGGGAGAGCUGCGUGUAAAGCGGCGAUCGAUCGAUGCGCAGACAAGAAGAUAAUGUUCGGGAUGGAGCAAGAAUACACUAUUCUGGACCAUGACGGUCAUCCAUACAGAUGGCCGAAGUACGGUCAGCCGAAGAUUCCUGCGGAGACCGCUUAUUAUAUAUGCGGCGUCGGCAUCGACAGAGCUCGCGGGAGAGCCCUUUCAGACGCCCAUUACUUGGCGUGCCUCUACGCCGGGAUCGAAAUCACUGGUACGAACUCGGAAGGCACGCCAUCUCAAUGGGAGUAUCAAAUCGGUCCAUGCGAGGGCGUCUCGAUCGGAGAUCACAUGCUGGCCGCCCGCUACGUUCUCUGGCGCUGCUCUGAAGACUUCGACGUGCUCGUAACCUUCGAUCCGAGACCCAUUGAUGGCCCGUGGACGGGUACCGGAUGCCACGUGAACGUUUCCACGGAAGAGAUGCGCUCUGAAGGCGGAAUGACCCACAUAAUGGAAGCAAUCAAGAAACUUUCGCUGAAAACCGCAGAGCAUCUAGCGGCCUAUGAUCCCAACGGAGGGAAGGACAACCUGCGACGCCUCGAUGCCGCGAUGUUCUGCCCCAACGUCAAAGACUUCAGCUGGGGCGUCGCGAGUCGAAGCGCUGCGAUUCGGAUCCCUCGCCUCGUCAGUGACAAAGGCUGCGGAUACUUCGAGGACCGUCGACCGUCGUCCAACUGUAACCCUUACAUGGUGGCUCACCGGAUGACGGCCACAAUCUGCCUCGACGAAUAAGCGUUUUUCUGUUUCCGACUCGGAAUAACAUAAAUUCUCCCAACAAGUCCUGAAGCAGAACAGGCGGUUGGCACGUCUACGAAGACUGAGACUCCAAAUAAAAUCUCGAAGAUGAUAAAC